AUUGUUUUACGGAGCCUGGAUACUGCGACGACGGAGUGGCGGUUGGGAAGCCCGAGGGGCGUGCGACCCAAGAUGGUCGCGUGGCAACGGCGCUUAUCGAUCGGCCGACGGACUGUACAUAUCGGCCGCCGCCGCUCACAUGCAAGACGACGUGCACAAGGCUAACGCCUCAAACCGAGUCGCGUUGCACAUGCGGCGCGCACGGCUGUCGCGGUCCGUCCGUUAAUUGUUCGCAUUUAAUUGGCAAAUACAAACGCAAUUAAACUUAAUGUGAACGUGAUCAGUUAAUCGUUGACUCGGUCGGAUAUUAACUAGUCAGACCAAUUUCCGUUAUACGAGUGGAGUAUGACGUACGCCGUAGUUGAGCGACAACUGUAAACUGAGACCGAUAGCUUUAGGAGAUUUUUGCAAUCAUGUCGGGUGGAAAGAAAAAAACACAAUGUGUGGAAGUGUGGGAAGAAGCUGGUUCAGAGUUUUAUCAAGAGAGUUACCCUGGUAUGGAAGUGGACCUGGAGACUUUCCAAAAGUACCCCAACAAGCUCUCUACGCUUCUGCCUAGCAACAAAACCAGAACCGCCAGAAAAAAAAUCAACAACGACCCGAACUGUUAUCAAGCGAUGUCACCGUUGAAACCUCCCCCUGAAUUUGGCGGUACUCUUUACCCCAACACCGUUGGAGUCAACAAUGAUAUUCAAAUAUCUCUGAUGCCCGAUUUGUCCGAGAACUUGUCAAAUGAAGAAUUGAUAUGGGAAGAAAUCAUGAAGAUCAAAACAUUACCGAUCAGUAUGGCGCACAAAAAAGAACUCAAGGCAAAAUUAAAAAGCGCCGAUGCGUUCAGGUUGCAAGGAUUUCAACGGUUGAGGUGGCAAAAGCGUAAGAUGUGCCUGUGGAUGAAGACCAAGUGGAACAAGUACUGUGGGAUGUUCAAUAUGUGGAGCUCGAGUCUGCACAAGAUUGAAGGUCAUUGUGGCACAGGAGUAGUUCAAUUGUUCGUGUUCAUUAAACUUUUGAUUUUCAUAAACGCCAUUACCGCGGCGGUCGUGUUGGCUGCUGUAGUGGUGCCGUCCGUAUAUUGGUCCGAGUGGCGGACACGGCCUAUUAGCAAUCGAACGGUCGAUCCGUGGGACGAGUGCGGGUCGAGCAAUGGAAGUGCGUCCAUCGAGUGUUGCAGCGCUAUUUAUGAGAACGCCACAAGAACAGCGGCUGUCGCUGCCGGCAAGGGCAGUGCGAGGUUGACCGCUCAAUACGUUCUGGACGUAGUGCGAGGUGCCGGAUGGGUAGAGAGUACGGCCGCAUACUACGGCUACUAUUCGGCUAGACAGCGGUUUGACGUACCGCCUCCACCGGCCGACAGGCUGUUCACGUAUCGAGCGCCAAUGGCGUACGUGUGCUGCACAAUAUUCCACCUGUUCAUUACGUUAGUCCUACUUCUACGAAAAUCUAUCGGUGGCUUAAGGCAGCGCAUGGUUGAGACCCAGUGCCGAUACUAUCUGUACGCUAACGCAGUGUUUUCUGGUUGGGACUUUUGCAUAAAUAAUCAGAUAUCGGCCGAAUUCAAGCGCAAAGCCAUCGCUAACGAACUACGUUCUUAUUUGGCGUCUUCGUCGUCGGCUAUUCGUUACCGUCGCCGUCGCAAUCGACAGGCUCUCGAUGAAGACGAUGAAGUAGCAAAGCGACGAAUAACAGGUGCAGUUGUCAGCACGUUUACGUGGUCGGUAGCUGUCGGCUUGAUCGCCGCUGCUUGCUAUUCCGUUUACCUUAUUUUUAACUACACCGUCAAGUCGUUGCAGAGACGCGAACAGCCGCACACGCUACUCUGGACCCUGUUGUUGGAAUUCGCUACACCCGUGACCAUAACGCUUUACAACGUGGUAUUGCCUGUCAUAUUUGACGUGUUGGCGAGGUUAGAGAACAGGCCAACGGUAGACGAUCAGGACACUCGGUCGUCUAUGUUACGUAUUCUCGCGGUGAAAGUUUCCCUAUUAGCCGUAUUACUGGGUUCAGUGUACAGACUGAUAAACUGUGUACGAGAGAAGUCGCAAUGCGCUAGCGCUCUGUGCAAUUCGCCUCUGUGCUGGGAAACGUACUUCGGAACGCUCAUGUACCGAUUACUGAUUGUGGACGUGGCCGUCAAAAUCGGUAUCACCGUAAUAAUCAGCUGUCCCCGGUCGAUUUUGGUCCGGCAUUUUAAGAACAACUUGUUCCAGGCCGUCUGCAAGCAAGAGCUCACCCUUGCCAAACACGUUUUGGAUGUCGUUUACGUGCAAAUCAUUGUCUGGCUAGGCACGUUCUACGCACCGAUGUUGCCAGCUUUGGGCCUGGUCUCUUUGGUCAUAAUGUUCUACAUCAAGCGGUUCAGUUGUGUGGUCAAUCACAGCCUGGCGCACAAGGUGUACGGACCGUCUCGCACCCACACGGCCGUCAUGUCGGUGCUGUUGGUGUCGUUUUCGGCCUGUGCAGCUAUUUGGGCCACAAUCACCACACAGAUAACGCCGUCCAGAUCGUGCGGUCCAUUCAAAGGAUUGCCGUCCGUGUGGGCAGCUAUCGCUGAGCUGACAGACGCCGUGCCACCAGAGGUUUAUGAAGCGGUCGAUGUCAUAACAUCGACGAACGUAAUGGUGCCUAUCCUUAUAACUCUUCUGGGUGUCGUCUAUUAUCACCGUUGCAUCACCGACGCAAACAAAAAAAUGAUUGUCGUUCUUCGCAAACAAUUGGUGCUAGAAGGACACGAUAAACAAUUUUUGUUGAAUCGGUUGAGCGCUUUUCUCAAGAAACAAGAUAGGAAGGGUAGGCCUAUUACUGCUUCAGACAACAUCACGGAAAUUGACGUGUUGAUAACUUGAUGUUGAUAAAAUGAUAAUAUAAAAUAAAUAUAUUACAUUGAUUAAAUAUAUAAUUUUUUGGAAAACUCGUAUUAUUUUUUUAACUAACCAAACAGGCCUUUGAUGGAAAAAGCUGUGAUAGAAAACUAAGCCCUUUCACCAAUGGGCAAAAAUGUCGUCUGCCAUGAUAACAAUUAAUAUUUCCAUCAAAUAUUCAGACGUACCAAUAAGGCAGAGCAUUGAUAUCACUUACUAAGGUUGUUUAAUAAAUUAAAUUUGUACUUAUUGUAAUUCAUAUUUCACCAUUCUCAAACUUUGGCUCAUUUAUAUUUAUCAUUAUUAAUACUAUUUUGUUAAUACAUAUAUUAUCUAUAUUUUUAAUAUUUUAAUUUAUUAUAUUGUUUAAGAGCUUUCAUUAUAAUUAUUUGUAACAAGUACCUUAAAAGUCUAUGAGCUUAUAGGUGGAUAUUUUUAUGUUAUAAAAUUUAAAUUAUUUGUUGGACGUUUAUCGAUUUUCUAU
This is a messenger RNA of Daktulosphaira vitifoliae (grape phylloxera), 3342 nucleotides long. Its product is annotated as transmembrane channel-like protein 7. NCBI's taxonomy places the organism in Eukaryota, Metazoa, Arthropoda, Insecta, Hemiptera, Phylloxeridae. Gene Ontology annotation, cellular component: plasma membrane. The record is from RefSeq and is a predicted model, not a curated record. The transcript has 5 exons. Gene Ontology annotation, molecular function: mechanosensitive monoatomic ion channel activity. Bases 414 to 2843 code for a protein of 809 amino acids.